Messenger RNA from Prinia subflava (tawny-flanked prinia), 2188 nucleotides. RefSeq names its product MARVEL domain-containing protein 3-like. The record is from RefSeq and is a predicted model, not a curated record. Gene Ontology annotation, cellular component: membrane. The coding region runs from base 276 to 1253 and encodes 325 amino acids. Lineage: Eukaryota; Metazoa; Chordata; Aves; Passeriformes; Cisticolidae. The transcript has 4 exons.
UGACACGGCGGUGUUGGAUCACAGACUGCACUUGACGAGCUCAGAGAUCUUUAGGUCAUUCCCAGCCGAACGGACUCGGUGCUUUUGUGCCUCGGUUCUCACCUUUCCCCCGUGAGGAGGCAGCAGCGGGCAGGGCCGCCCCGGGCAGGGCAGGCGGGCGGUGGCCGGGCCGGAGGGCGGUGCCGGCGGCGCCGGGAGCUGCUGCGGGGCGGGACGGAGCUGGGCGCUCCCUCAGGAAGUUAUUUUAGAAGGAGAGAAUACAUCUGAGAAACAAGAUGUCUCAUGCUGGGAGUCGAUACCAAGAUAAGCAGUACAGGCACCAUGAGAACCAUAGAUCUGAUAGAUACAAGGAAGAGAGAAGAGCAAGAAAACCAUACCCAUACAAUGCAAGAGACAUCCGAGGUGGCCAGCACUCAAGGACUUCUACUGUUUACUCAGAUCCUUACUCUAAAACUCCAGGAGCAGCACAGGAGUAUUUUGGCCCACCACUAGAGUUUUAUCCUCCCAAGGAAAGCUUCUCAAUGAAGUGUUCAAAGGUAUGCACAACAAGAGGUAUUUUGAAGUUUGUGGAAAUCACAGUUAACAUCCUGGUGCUGAUUUGCGUGGGCGCUUCCCAAGCCUCCGUUGCAGGCUUCACGUCCCUUGGAGGCCUCGGAUCCUUUAACCUGAAUUCGGCCUACAGCCCCUUUGAGGGCACGGAGCUGCGGGAGGUGAGGGAGCUGGACAUGCACUUCACCCAGAUGAGAGCCCCUUGCGUGUAUGGCGGAGUGGCCUUCAGCUUAACAGCGGCCACGCUCACCCUCGUCUUCCUCGUUGUGGGGGCAAAACCCAUCCAGCAGCUCCGGCCAGGGCUGCUGGUGGGCGAAGGUGCCUUCAGCCUGCUGGCCGGCCUGGCGUACCUGGCGGCCGUGGGGCUCUACCUGCACUUUGUCACGCAGGUGAACGCCACCGAGGUGUGCAGGAGGCGCGAGCGGCUCUACGCACGCCGUGGCUACACCUCCAUGAACUGCGCCGUGCAGGGCGGCGAUGCGGCCGUCGGCCUCUUCGGGGUUGUCGCUUCCUGCCUGUACUUUGCCAGCUUUGUGCUCUCCAUCCUUGCUAUCCGCACCGUGCGGGCCUUCCAGAGCCACACGGCCAAGGCUCAGCACAGCCCCAAGGACAGCGUUGGAGACAGAAGCGUCAGAAACCACCACGCCCUGCACAGGACCUCUGAAAGCUCCCACAACAUUCAGGCUCUCGCCACGUUAGUGUGAAAUCAGCUCUGGGGCUGUGCCAGAGAACUGAGGCUUCAGCAAAGGAUGGACACUGGCAAACAGGCAACCAGACCACAGGAUAUUUUCCUGUAAGGUGCUGAAGUGUGUAUUGAAUCACCGAUUAUAACCAUGCUGCUACAACAUGACGUAAUAAAAUCGACAUUGAGUGACUGUUUUAGCAAGGGUUUUCACACUGGUCUCUCAAGCUGGACUCCUGCAUUUAAAAUGCAUUUGAUUGUAAUGUUUUCAUCCUGCACAGAGAAAAUCCAAACAGCAGUGGGCUUUUAACAGGUUACAGCUGCGUUGCUGCCAAACUUGUGCUAACAACCACUUCCUUUCCUCUCCCGUGACACAGGGAAUUGAAUACAGCUAGGAUGGGCAGCUUUCAAGAGAUCCUGUGCCUGUUGUGUGUUCUGGUCCUUUAUCCUACAGUGCUUACAAAGCAAAGGACAUCCGAGUGCCUCUCAGAAAUCGUGUCCGAAGUUACACUUGUGACCUUUUUUGCCUGGGCUAGUGAAGCGUUUUAUCUUCUGAGUCACGGGGGUUGACACAUGCCGAUCAUGUGCUCCCUGAGGAAUGCCGCUGGGGGGAACUAGCUGCAAUGUCAAAGGCAGCAUUCAGGGUCUUAGCCAGUUUCCUAGUACAUUUUCCUAUCUCACUGAGCGCAGAUCAGAACCUGAGAGGCAUCACAGUGGCCAGGUAUCAGCUUAGUAAAGAUACCAUUUGUUUCUGUAAGCACCUAAACAAGGUUUGGCUUGCCGACUCCACAGCCUCUGGUGGGCAGAGCCUGAAUCGGGAACACGCUGCCUGCCCUGGGAAUGCUGUAACAAUGACAGAAAGUACAUGCAUCCUUCCAAUAUCUAAACAGGCAAAGCAUGAGUGAACAGCAGUAAUUGUAUGCCCCAGGGUUGAGAAAAUAAAUUUAAGAGAACAUC